AGAAAUGUGAAGUAAAGGCAUAUAUAAACCCCAACUCACCAUCAGGUUCUCUCUCCCAUUUACCUCAAUAGUAGCUCUUCCUUGCUGUUCCAAUGUAAGCAAGGAAAGGCUUUUUUACAGCGCUUUAUCCCAAAACGACGUAAAACCCUUUUCCCUAACUAAAACCCUCAAAAACCCUAAAAUCUUCUUCAACCUAAUCACCAAAUCUUUCAGGGGAAACCCUCGUUUCGCUUCAACCGUUUCAUUUCUGAGACGCCCAAGUCGUUAAUUGUUGAGAUUUAUGGUUUUUGCUCAUCUGGGCUUGGUUAUCUGCUUCAAUUUGUGUCAAGGAAAAUGUCUUUUUUGCUGAAGAGUGAUUCAGUUCACAUUAGGGAAGUUUGGAACGAUAAUCUUGAUGUGGAGUUUGAAUUGAUUCGGAAUAUCGUAGACGAUUACCCUUAUAUAGCUAUGGAUACAGAGUUUCCGGGUAUCAUUUUGCGUCCCUUGGGGACUUUCAAGAACACUUUUGAUUAUAAUUAUCAGACCCUUAAGUCCAAUGUAGACCUGUUGAAGUUGAUUCAGCUGGGUCUCACGUUUUCGGAUGAGAAUGGGAAGCUGCCCACCUGUGGAACUGACAAGUACUGUGUGUGGCAGUUCAAUUUCUGCGACUUUGAUUUUAAUGAGGAUAUGUAUGCUCUGGAUUCGAUUGAGUUAUUGUCCCACAGCGGAAUGGAUUUCACGAAGAACAAUGAGAAGGGUGUCGAUGCUCGUAAGUUCACUGAGCUGUUGAUGACCUCUGGCAUUGUGCUGAAUGAAAAUGUGGUUUGGGUGACAUUCCAUAGUGCAUAUGAUUUCGGCUACUUGCUCAAGCUGCUUACCUGCAAAGCCCUUCCAGAGUCGCAGACAGAGUUCUUUGAUGUGAUCAAUUUGUACUUCCCGACGAUUUAUGAUGUUAAGCAUCUGAUGAGGUUCUGCAACAGCCUUCAUGGUGGGUUGAACAAGCUGGCAGAGCUGUUAGAUGUGGAGAGAGUUGGCAUUUCUCACCAAGCUGGUUCUGAUAGUUUACUUACCAGUUCUACCUUCAUGAAAUUGAAAAAGAGUUUCUUUAGUGGGUCUCCUGAGAAAUAUGCUGGUGUUUUGUAUGGUCUUGGUAUUGAGGAUGGACAGGAUUCUCAUUAAAAAUGAAAAAAAAAAAAUAUAUUAAUAAAAAUAACUGAGUGUUGUUAGAAUACAAGUGCGUGCCUGUUGCAAUGAUUCUGUAUUCUCUUAUGUUA
Messenger RNA from Rosa chinensis, 1253 nucleotides. RefSeq names its product probable CCR4-associated factor 1 homolog 6. The record is from RefSeq and is a predicted model, not a curated record. Gene Ontology annotation, cellular component: P-body; CCR4-NOT core complex; CCR4-NOT complex. The coding region runs from base 334 to 1158 and encodes 274 amino acids. Lineage: Eukaryota; Viridiplantae; Streptophyta; Magnoliopsida; Rosales; Rosaceae. The transcript is spliced from 2 exons. Gene Ontology annotation, molecular function: poly(A)-specific ribonuclease activity; nucleic acid binding.